Hypanus sabinus (Atlantic stingray) is the source of this 990-nucleotide messenger RNA. RefSeq names its product ribonuclease inhibitor-like. The transcript has 4 exons. The record is from RefSeq and is a predicted model, not a curated record. Gene Ontology annotation, biological process: positive regulation of inflammatory response. NCBI's taxonomy places the organism in Eukaryota, Metazoa, Chordata, Chondrichthyes, Myliobatiformes, Dasyatidae. Gene Ontology annotation, cellular component: cytoplasm. The coding region runs from base 34 to 489 and encodes 151 amino acids.
CGGCCAUUGGUUUAAUGGUGGAAAAUCACAGGAAUGCCGAGCUUCUCGCUGCCUGUGACACGUCCAUUGACAUUGUUCCUUCUCGCUGUUACUGACAACCAGACCCACACUGACUGCAGCAGACUUGACUGGAAUAAACUGGGAGAUUCAGGAGUGAAACUGGUGUCUGCGGCUCUGAGGAACCCGGAGUGUAAAAUACAGAAACUGUGGCUGGACAAUGUCGGUCUCACAGAUUCUGGUGCCGAGGAUCUCCUCUCCACUCUCACUGCAAGCCGAUCACUGACGUUGCUAGACCUGGUAUCAAACUCGCUCACGGACCGAUCUGUCCCCGCUCUCCACCACCUCAUAUUGGCUCUCCCGAGUCUGGAGCGCAUCGGCCUGUGGGACAAUCGGUUCAGUCGGACCGGGAUGAAGGAACUGAGAUCUCUGCAGCAACAAAGACCCCGACUGACUGUGAUUCUGAAUGAAAGUGGAUCUGUGGUCAUCUGAAUGUGUGACCAUACCAGCCCGUGAGAUGGAGACAUUCUGGCUUAUUCCCCGCCCUCCCCUUUAAUGCUGCUCUCCAGGUUUACUUCACGACGGUUCUAACGGACUCCUUGGCGCCGGCCGAGCAUUCUGGUACGUCAGACGCAGGUUGGCCUCCUGCCCAGUGGCGCUUCUUCCUCCGGGUGACCGGGUUCUGAGCUCCCCCAAAUCAGAGCUUGUGGAAUUACAGACAGGAAUAUCCCGGGGACGGGUCGCAAUCUGAGACACCAGUUUUCCAGGGUGGGAUUAUCUGGGGAGAGAAUCCUUGUUGCUCAGUUUGGACAGAAGACGGUGCUUUCGGCAGUCCAGCUAAUAUCAUAAUGUUAAAUUGAAAAAUUCUCGGUAGUGACCCUGGAUCUGCAGCGAUUUCGGACACGGCCCUGCAGUGUGAUUUUAUAAUCUUCGGUUCCCCGAUGCAGAAUGACGGUGAGAAAGGGGACUGAUUAUUCAACCUGUCACUCGUUG